AUGGAAACUUUGGCAACAACCAUUCGUUUCGUCACGCUGAACUGCCGAACACUAUCGAGUGAACUCCAACAAGCCGCUCUAUCCAGAGUUCUGCGAUAUCUCUGUGUGCUCUUUGCUGCAGUGCAGGAAACACGCAUGACAGAUCGGCCCGUCAUCAACAUCCAAAAUUACACCAUAUACUGCGGCCAUGUUGAUGAGAACAAAGUAAGUGGCUGCGCGAUAGCUGUGAGGAACGAUUACAAGAACCAGAUGGAGGAAUUUGGCUCAGCGUCGUCUGGAUGCGCCUUUCUACGACUGCGAGAUUGCUGA
Necator americanus (New World hookworm) is the source of this 309-nucleotide messenger RNA. RefSeq lists its product as uncharacterized. The record is from RefSeq and is a predicted model, not a curated record. The transcript has a single exon. NCBI's taxonomy places the organism in Eukaryota, Metazoa, Nematoda, Chromadorea, Rhabditida, Ancylostomatidae. The coding region runs from base 1 to 309 and encodes 102 amino acids.